AUGGCUCUUCUCCCGGAGGCAUUUACCCUGGGUACGGCACCACCUGUGCUGUCUGUUGCGAGGGUCGCCCCAAAGCCUGGCCGGGUAUCGCGCGAAGCUCCGGAGCGAGGUGGUCCGUCGAGGCUUGCUGCAGCUGCCACUGUUUUAGUGGCAAGUGUUGCGGCAAAGAGGCGGACACCGGACACACGGAUGACAGCAACAGGAAUGAGGGCGAGGGCCGAGGGGCAGACGAACAGCCAUGGAGCGGCCGUGGCGACGGACGAGCUGUGGCAACGCUUUGCUGAUUGGGUUGCGGCAAGAGGUGGGGACAUGGUCUGCAACUCAGGCUAG
This is a messenger RNA of Symbiodinium natans, 330 nucleotides long. NCBI's taxonomy places the organism in Eukaryota, Dinophyceae, Suessiales, Symbiodiniaceae. The record is from the annotation of a GenBank genome assembly.